This is a messenger RNA of Chinchilla lanigera (long-tailed chinchilla), 3217 nucleotides long. It is a transcript of the gene Znf750, whose product is annotated as zinc finger protein 750. The transcript has 3 exons. Gene Ontology annotation, cellular component: nucleus. Bases 482 to 2596 code for a protein of 704 amino acids. The record is from RefSeq and is a predicted model, not a curated record. NCBI's taxonomy places the organism in Eukaryota, Metazoa, Chordata, Mammalia, Rodentia, Chinchillidae. Gene Ontology annotation, molecular function: promoter-specific chromatin binding; RNA polymerase II cis-regulatory region sequence-specific DNA binding; DNA-binding transcription activator activity, RNA polymerase II-specific. Gene Ontology annotation, biological process: positive regulation of transcription by RNA polymerase II; epidermis development.
AGCCAUGGGUAACACCGGUGUCAGAGGCUCCACGGCCGGCUCACUGGGUCUCUGCUCAGAGAGGCUGUGCCUCACUCAGUGGGUGCAAAUACAUGAAGCGUAGCUGCGGGCGGAGGAAUAUCAGGUGCAUCUCUACGCCCCGAGGGCUCAACUCCUACACUUAAACCCCUCCCACUGGAGCAGCCAGCUCCAGUUUCACCGAGCCAGCCCAGCGUGAGAACACAUCCUGCUCCCAGUGCCCAGCACAGCGCAGAGACCUGCAUCCCACACCGCACCGCACACCUGCUCCAGGACCACACGAGUAAGACCUCUCGAGAUACCUUGGCAGUGGAGCUGGCUCCAAGUAACAGUACUCGGAAAAGAGAGGCAAGACGGGGACUCACCUUCCUAACAGCCACCCAGUCUGGGUAGAGGAAGAGUCUACCCAGAGCAGUGACCCCAUCACUCAGCCAACUGCAGCCUGUUGGCCAACACAGGGGACAUGAGUCUUCUCAAAGAGCGGAAACCAAAAAAGCCACAUUACAUUCCACGGCCACCAGGGAAGCCCUUCAAGUACAAGUGCUUCCAGUGCCCUUUCACUUGCAAUGAGAAGUCACACCUCUUCAACCACAUGAAGUACGGUCUCUGUAAGAACUCCAUCACACUAGUGUCUGAGCAGGACCGUGCCCCCAAGGGCUCCAAGCCCAACUCAUUGGACCCUCGGCAGGCCCUCCAGCCAGAGCCCACAGUCAAGCCAGCCCCUGCCAAGGCACUCUCCCAUGGGUUUUCCAGCCUCGACCCAAAGCAACAGCUCAGCCCUGCCAAGGAGGACACCAAGGAGGACCUGGAGCUGCCAGUGCGGGCGGCCCACAGAUGCCCUCAGAGGUCAGCCCUACAGAGGGAGUUGGCCCCAGAAGCUACUCUUGGGACCCAGACAUCUCUGGACAGUGGGGUUCGGCCUUCAGCAUUUGUUCCAGUUGGAGAGCACAGACUCAAGGGGCCAGACAAUGCAGAGGCCCCUGAGACGCUGGCGCUGACCAACUCCACAGUAAAAGCCACAUCUUUCCACACCAAGUCUGCGUUCCACACACCUGGCUACCCCUGGAAAGCUGGCUCCCCAUUCCUCCCACCCGAGUUUCCACAUAAAAUCCCAUCCACAAAGGGGUUUGGCACCAUCUCUCCCUAUAUGCACUCCACAAUCCCAGAGUACCCCCCACCCUUCUACACGGAGCAUGGCCUGGCCACCAUCUACUCCCCCUACCUCCUUGCCGGGAACGCACCUGAAUGUGAUGCCGCCCUGCUGUCCAUCUACGGGUCCCAAGACCAAAGACACUUCCUGCCUCACCCAGGGCCACUCCCCAAGCACCUCACCCCAUCUCCAUCAGCAUAUGACCAUUACAGGCUGCUCCCACAGCUCCACGCCAGUCUGCCCCUGCCGUAUGGCUUCUACAGACCCGAGUCAGCAUUCACCUCCUAUGGCCUCAGGCUCCCACCUGUGGCUGGCAUAGCUCGAGACCAAAGCUCUCGGGUGCUAGAGGAUGGUGCCCUGGUCUACCCAGCCUCAAGCCCCUCUGAGUUAAACCCUCCCAACUCCCACAAGAAGCACACAGAGUUUGAGAAAGUAAGUCCAAUUCCCGAGGCUAAAGACCCUUCCAAAGACACCGAAGGGGCCAAAAUGAGCCCCCGUGCAGGCAGCGCAGCCACAGGCUCCCCAGGAAGACCAAGUCCCACCAACUUCACACAGACCAGCCAGAUGUGUGAAGGCCUGUGUGACCUCUCAAACAAAGUAACUUCAGACACGCCGGGAUGGCUCCAGCAGCCCAAACAGAGCCCCACGGCCUUCAAGCCUGUCCAGAAGAGCACAGAACACCCUCAUCCCCAGCUCCCUGCAAACAGAGCAGAGUCUCCCAAAAGUCUCCAGGCCCAGAAUGGAGAUCUUCCCGCACAGACAGAAGGUGUCUCUCUCACCCCUGAAGUCCCACCCUCCAGCCCUGAGGAUGGCUCUAAGACCGGCCCCCUCAACCUCUCCAAGAAGCUGGAGACAAACUCUGCUGCUGCUCACAGACCAAAGUACACAGGCAGUACCCCAGUGGCCCUGGACUUCUCAGAGCCACAGGACCUGCCCCUCGACCUCUCUGUGAAGGACACCUGCAUCUCUCAAGGCCCGUGGCCUACUGCUCCCAGCUCACUGCAGGGUGCAGAACCCACUGCUGUUGCUCCAAAGACUGUAACAGAAGGUUCUGGAGAUGGGCCAGGCCAGGCUGACGCACAGGACAAUGCGGACCCCAGUGGGAAGGCCCCAGACACACGUGUGGUGGACAGUGGUGAUGAGCAGAAGCAGACAGCAGCUGUGGCCCUCUGUCAGCUAGCGGCCUUCAGCCCCAGGAAUGUCCAGGCAGGCGAUGGGAAGCCUACCGCCCAGGAACCUGCCUGUCCUGAUGCACCCACACCCAGUCCCAGGGACAGCCAGGGGGCUCAAUGCGACCUCAGGCCCAAAGGACAAAAGAGGACAAGUCAAAGGGAUGCAGGGAAAUCCCAACAAGGAGCUAAGAAAAUGAAGCCGAGUGACACGGCAGCUCGAGUGUUUACUCUGCGCAGAAGGACCCGCGUGUCCUAAGGCCUGGCCCUGUGUAGCUCAGAGCUGCAGGAGACCUGCCCCCUGCACUGCAUCCCACGCAGCCCUGCACUGCUCAUUGCACAGUUCCAUGGAUGCAAUUUCUUGUUUCUCCUUAGGAAAAAGUAGUUCAGUCCAGUUUCUGUAGACAUUCAGCUGAAUGUGAAAGGCGAAUUGAAUACCAGUGCAACAUGCGGGGCAAGAGGAUCUCGAGGUGGGGCCUGCUGGCACCAGGGUCUCUCACAGACACUUUUCUCACAAGUACGUUAGCACUACAGUAAACUAUCUUAACUAUUUUUCUAUUACAACUAGCUCUGUGACUUGAAGUAAAUAACAAUUACUAGAAAGAUAUCAAGAAAAAAUAUUUUCAGUACUAGCAUUCAAGUGCUGUAUGUAAAAAUGUUGCCAUUUGUUAUGUCUGAAACAUAAACAUCCAGGGGCUAUUUAUACAAAUAAUUUAUUUCCACAGGGGAAGGUGUGUUACUGGUAACGGUACAAUCGGUUUAUUCCAUUUGCUUGUAAUAUCGAAGUGAAUCGUCUAAGUUGUUCAGCCUCACUUUCCAUUCCCUAAAAUGAUGUAUAUGUUGUCAAUUUUCCAAUAAACUCAUAAACUUUAAGAACACA